Messenger RNA from Chenopodium quinoa (quinoa), 528 nucleotides. RefSeq lists its product as uncharacterized. Bases 1 to 528 code for a protein of 175 amino acids. The record is from RefSeq and is a predicted model, not a curated record. The transcript has a single exon. NCBI's taxonomy places the organism in Eukaryota, Viridiplantae, Streptophyta, Magnoliopsida, Caryophyllales, Amaranthaceae.
AUGGAAAACAAUGCUGCCUUAGCUGAGGCCAUCAGUAUGUUGGCUGAGAACCUAGGUCAGAACAGGGCAGACCAACCUGAUCCCCAAGCUGAGAUGUUUAAGAAGCUAGCUCAAGUUAGGCCACCAGUUUUCAAGGGAGGUGUCAAUCCUACUUUCUUGGAAAACUGGAUUCGAGAGUUCGAUAAUUUAUUUGUGGCACUAAACUGUCCUGAGGGUAUGAAAGUUGACCAAGCUGCUAUGUACCUUAAAUAUGAAGUUGAUAUUUGGUGGAGAGAUAAUGCCGAAGCAAUUAGAGCCAAACCAAAUUUCGGGUGGGAAGUGUUUAAGAAUGCAUUGAGGGACAAGUUAGACUCCCCAUUUCUGAAGAAGCAGAAGGCUCAGGAGUUUAUAAGCUUAGAGAUGGGCCGAAUGUCGAUUUCGGAGUACUACAAUAAGUUUAAGACCCUUGCUAGGUUUUCCCCUGAAGUUGUCCCAACUGAAGAAUUGAAGUCUCAGAGGUUUGAACAGGGAUUGACUAAACAGUUAUAG